AAGCACUCUGUGAUAGACUGUUAGCAAUGUUUAGUUGUUUCCAUAUAUUAUUAUAUUAUUUAUUUAUAUAGUUUAUUUUAUAAUAUUAUAUAAUAUUAUUUAUUUAUAUUUUAUAUUUAUUAUAUCCCCUAAUAAAUUUCCCCACCCUAUUUCUGUGUCAUGUUUGGCUUUGUUAUAAAUCACUCGCAGUGUCAAUAGUACCGUGCAGUGUAAAGGCCGGGGCUGCUCCAGGCGCUGCCGCACAGAUGGCUCAAGGCCUGGCAGGAAGCACCGGCCCUGCUCAUGGGGAAGGCUCCUGUGCUGCACGAGGCACACACCGCCGCUGCUCCUACCUGAGUGAUAGCACAACCAGAUGGGAGUGCAACGCCUGUGCUGGAGAGGGCACCGCCUCCAGCACCAGCUCAGGUCUUGCUGGCCUCAGCACCACCAGCCAGCAGGGACUGCAGCCAUCUCAAAGCUCUCUGACACCAGAGAGCAGCAGCUCCAGCACCACCAGCCAGGCACCAUCGGAGCCAGCUAACCAGUCCUGUGUGCCUGAGAGCAGCGGCCUGUCCAUCCAGCGCAGGACGGACCGCAGGAGAGGCAUGCCACAUCUACAGAGGGAUGAAAACACCUUUAAUGAGUCCAGAAGACACCGUAGAAGAAUCCAUAAUGCUGCCCCAAUUGCUGAGAGCAGCACCUCAGACUCUGCCAGCCAGGGGACAUCUCGGUCCUCGAGGCGCUGCCCUGCACUGGAAUACAACCUCAGGUGCAGGCAGGGACAGCGGGCCCGGACAAGAAGCCGCUCUCCGUUGCGGCACCGGGCCCCAGAAUCUCCGAGCCGGCCCCAGAGACACCUUGGGAGCAGGCAGACACCAAGCCCAGGUGCUCAGAGCUGCAGCUACACCACACCGGCAGCACCGGGGUCCUCCAGGGCUUCCAGAACAGCCGACGGAAGCCCAUCCAGACAUCCAGCGCGGGCCCGGACUCGAAGCCGCUCGCCUCUCCAUCGUCGGGCUGCGGAGACCGACAGCCAGCCCCGAAGACGCCGCAGGAGCCGGUCCAGGCGGCGAGGGCCAGCCCAGGGCCGGAGCCGCUCCCGGGUACCACGUCGGGCCCGGCACAUCACCAGCCGGCCCUACUGAUG
Coturnix japonica (Japanese quail) is the source of this 1126-nucleotide messenger RNA. The record is from RefSeq and is a predicted model, not a curated record. Lineage: Eukaryota; Metazoa; Chordata; Aves; Galliformes; Phasianidae.